Mucor mucedo is the source of this 894-nucleotide messenger RNA. Its product is annotated as ClpP/crotonase-like domain-containing protein. Gene Ontology annotation, molecular function: delta(3,5)-delta(2,4)-dienoyl-CoA isomerase activity. The transcript has 6 exons. The record is from RefSeq and is a predicted model, not a curated record. Bases 16 to 840 code for a protein of 274 amino acids. Gene Ontology annotation, cellular component: mitochondrion. NCBI's taxonomy places the organism in Eukaryota, Fungi, Mucoromycota, Mucoromycetes, Mucorales, Mucoraceae.
UUAAACUUUGUAAAAAUGUCUAAAUAUCAAUUUGAAACUGUUGCUGUUCAAGUAACCGCUGACGGUGUUGCCCACGUACAACUCAACAGACCCAAAAAGCUUAAUGCUUUUAAUGACCAACUUGUUGCCGACGUUGGAAACGUUUUCCGUGCUAUUGAUGUUGAUCAUGAUAUUCGCGCUGUUGUCAUUUCUGGUAACGGCCGUAUGUUUACUGCCGGCUUAGAUUUGGCAGAAACUUCUAUUCAAAGCUUAGAAGUUGGGGAUCCUGCUCGUGACAUCUAUAAAAUGCGUAAGCACAUCAAGGACUUUCAAGAUUCUUUUACUGCCAUUGAGGAAUGUUCAAAGCCUGUCAUUGCAGCAGUUCACAAUGCCUGCUUUGGUGCCGGUGUGGAUCUAAUUACUGCUUGUGAUAUUCGUUACUGUGCCAAAGAUUCAUUCUUUUGUGUUAAAGAAGUUGACGUCGGAUUGGCCGCUGAUGUGGGCUCUUUGCAACGUCUCCCAAAAGUUAUUGGUAACAAUAGUUUAGUACGCGAACUUUGUUUAACAGGCCGCAAUAUGUAUGCCAAAGAAGCUUUAGACUGUGGUCUUGUCAACAGAGUUGAAGAUACCCAAGAAGCGGUUUUAGCCGAAGCAUUUAAGACUGCUCGAUUGAUCGCAACCAAAUCACCCGUCGCUGUUUUAGGAACAAAGCAUAUGUUGAAUCAUUCACGUGAUCAUUCUGUUGCCGAAGGUUUAUCCUACGCUGUUACCUGGAACUCUGCCAUGUUGAAAACAGAGGAUAUCCCUUUAUCUAUCGAAGCUUUUGUCACUAAAAAGCCUGCUACAUACUCGAAGCUCUAAAUAUUACUUCACGGUAUGAGAAUUUUGGAAAUAAAAUGUUUAUUUUCACAUGUU